Molecule: messenger RNA, 864 nt
Organism: Phytophthora infestans T30-4
Lineage: Eukaryota; Oomycota; Peronosporomycetes; Peronosporales; Peronosporaceae
Exons: 3
Coding region: 1-843 (280 amino acids)
Source: RefSeq, a predicted model, not a curated record
AUGGCUAACCCCGCCACGAUAGCCCCCACAACUGCGACGGCGGACUUUAUCGCGCUGGGCAACCUGGUGAACAUCGUCAAGACGUCGCCGGCAGUGCUCAAGCAGUACGUAAGCGACCCGAUGCUCAUUGAGAACCAGACAUUGGCCACGCAGAACAUCUCGUUCCUUGGCUACAUAUUCGAGACGACACCCACGAUUAACUGGCUCAAUGUAUCCGGCAUCACAACAAUUUUCCCUCUGCCGGUAAACGUCACGGGUGUGAGCACGCUAGAGCUGGGUACGGACUUUACGGGCACCAUUGCGCUCGAGGGGACGCUUACAGUGGAAGUAGCGAUGCCCUACCACAAAUGGUAUCAGAUCUGCUGGGUGGACCUACUACACCCGAUCAAGUGCCAGCCACAGAUCAUUACGGUGGACGUGGCACUCGCCGUGAGCAAGCCCCACAUUGUGACUAACAUCGAGGCCAACCUGUUCGAGUGUGCUCCAGGCAUCCUGACGUCUGUAUGCCAGAACUUGACAAUGGCCAGCAUCAUGACAGGAGCACUGAGUGGCGACCUCACGACCUUGACCAAGUCCAUCUACAAAAACUUCAGAGAUGCCAAGGUCAACACGCUCUCACUGGGCUGGGAUCGGAUCACCAACAUCGAUUUCGUCUUCCACAACUCGAGCCGGUUUAUCACGCAGAUCAUGAACAGCUUGCUCGACUUCUCCGCCAAAAAGCUCAACAAGAAAGGCGACUACUACCGUGUGUUCCUUGACGUCUCCCAGAAGCUAAUGCUUUCUUUGCUAAACAAGAUCAUCGACACGCAACUCGAGCCAGCGUUCGGUGCUACGUGCCUGUAAGCAUAUUUAGAUUGCCAGUAA